AUGAGCGAGUUGCUGAAGUCGCCCCCGAACGAACUGCUCUUGGUCACUUCCACCCUGUACAACAUCCCUCACAAGGUCGAUCCGAGCGAUCGCUCGCAUUCUCCCGACGAAUCCCCCAGUCCCACCCCGUCAGCCAAAUCCAGGAGUAAGAAGGAUCUUACCGAGGACGAGCAGUUCCUACUGAGGAAGAAGAUUAACAGCAGAGAGCGCAAGAGGAUGCACGACCUGAACGUGGCCAUGGACGCCCUGCGGGAAGUUAUGCCUUACGCCCACGGGCCAUCGGUGCGGAAACUGUCCAAAAUCGCCACUCUGCUGCUGGCCAGGAACUACAUCCUGAUGCUGACCAGCUCCCUGGAAGAGAUGAAGAGACUGAUCGGCGAGAUGUACGGCAGGGGCGGCUCGGCAUCGAGACUGGGCCAGCUGCCCGUGCUAACAGCCGGAGGCUCGCUGCUGCUGGGAGCCGCUCCGUCUCUCUUGACCCUCGGCAGCCCCAGGCACUCGUCCCCGACCGUCAAGUGCCCUUUGACUCCGGACGAUCAGCCUUGCUUCCAGCAGUGGCCCGGCUCUCCCUGCGCUUGUGCUGCCUGUAGGUUUCACUGCAUACCCUCCAGUCUCAGUGCGCAGAGUCACCAGGCGAGGUUCCCCAAGUGA
Molecule: messenger RNA, 651 nt
Organism: Carcharodon carcharias (great white shark)
Lineage: Eukaryota; Metazoa; Chordata; Chondrichthyes; Lamniformes; Lamnidae
Product: oligodendrocyte transcription factor 3-like
Exons: 1
Coding region: 1-651 (216 amino acids)
Molecular function (GO): protein dimerization activity
Source: RefSeq, a predicted model, not a curated record